This is a messenger RNA of Lates calcarifer (barramundi perch), 2455 nucleotides long. RefSeq names its product gastrula zinc finger protein XlCGF57.1. The coding region runs from base 219 to 2135 and encodes 638 amino acids. Gene Ontology annotation, molecular function: DNA-binding transcription repressor activity, RNA polymerase II-specific. The record is from RefSeq and is a predicted model, not a curated record. NCBI's taxonomy places the organism in Eukaryota, Metazoa, Chordata, Actinopteri, Centropomidae. The transcript has 3 exons. Gene Ontology annotation, biological process: negative regulation of transcription by RNA polymerase II.
AUAUAGAUUGUGUUGAUUGUGUUCUGACCUCCGUCCAGCAGGGGGCGGCCGGCUGCCGUCUCUCAGCUCCUCCUGUCGUAAACGCUGCCGUCAGUGAACAGACUGUCGUAAACCAUAACAACCACAGAGCGCUCUUCAGCUGGACGUGUCCUCUGCUCCGCUCCUGGAGUUUUCACAGUUUUUACUGUUUGUCUUUACUCAAACUUUAUUUCAGUAAAAUGUCGUCCUGUGUGCAGCGGCUCGUGUCUGACGUCAUGGACGAGUUCACGGUGACCGCGAGGACUGAAAUCUGCCAGAGACUGAGACCGGGAGACGAGGAGGAGCUGAAGGCUGUGGUGAAGAGACUCUGUGAGGCUCUGCUGCAGGAGCUGAGGAGGCUGCUGGAGGAGGAGCAGGAGGAGAAGCAGCAGGAGAAGCAGCAGGAGAAUCAGCUGGAGAAUCAGCAGGAGGAGCACGUCAGUUCAUCACAGCCUCAGCCAGACUCCGCCCCCCCUGCAGCAGAUGCGGUGAACGGCCAAUCAGAUCCUCCUACAGAUGACGUCGUCCAAUCAGAACGAACCUUCAGCUGCAGCGUCUGCAGCAGCAGCUUCUCCAGACGGACCAACCUGGCGGCUCACCUGCGGGUCCACAGCAGAGAGCGGCCCUUCACCUGUCCGGUCUGUGGGAAAGGCUUCUCGGCCCGCAGCAGCGUCAGAGUCCAUCAGCGGACCGUCCACAACAAGCAGCGGCCGUUCAGGUGUUCUCACUGCGGGAAGGUGUUCGGCACCCGCAGCCACCUGCGGACGCACCAGAAGUCCAGCGGCUUCCCGCUCCAGUGUUCGGUGUGCGGAGAGACGCUGGCGGCGAGAUGCAGCCUCAGACAGCACCGCCUCACCUGUCAGAGGACAGACAGGAAGUUUAGGUGUGCAGAGUGCGGGAAGGAGUUCUCCAAACACAGUUACCUGUCGGCUCACCGCAGAGUCCACCUGAGCGACAAACCCUUUAAAUGUCCGGUCUGUGAGAGAGGGUUCACCACACGCCGCGGGCUCCACGUCCACCAGCUGUCGGUCCACAGAGGCCUGAAGCCGUUCACCUGCAGCGUCUGCAGGAGGGCGUUCAGCCAGCAGAGCGGCCUCAGAGCUCACCUGAGGACGCACACAGGUGAGCGGCCGCACACCUGCGAGCAGUGCGGGAACAGUUUCUCCAGCAGGAGCAGCCUGUCGGUCCACCGCCGUGUCCACACCGGAGAGAAGGCGUUCAGCUGCGACACCUGCGGGAAGAGCUUCAGCGUGUCCGCCAACCUGUGCCGCCACCGCCUCGUGCACUCGGGCCGCCGGGCGUUCAGCUGCGACGUGUGCGGCCGCAGCUUCUCGCAGGCCGGACACCUGAAGGUGCACCGCGCCGUGCACAGUGACACGUGGGCGUUCAUCUGCAACGCCUGUGGCAAGGGCUUCAGACAGCGCAGCGCGCUGCUGCUGCACGAGAGGAGCCACAGCGGUGUCAAACCGCACAGCUGCGGCGACUGCGGGAGAAACUUCUCCACGUCCUCGUCACUGAAACGCCACCAGGUGGCGCACAGCGGGCAGAAAGCGCACACCUGCGACGAGUGCGGGAAGAGCUUCACCAGCGCCCAGGUCCUGAAGACGCACCUGCAGCUGCACGGCGGCAGCAAACCGUUUUCCUGUGACGUGUGCGGCCGCAGCUACAGCUCGCUGAGCUACCUGAAGACGCACCGACGCAGCCACUCGGAGGGGAAACCGUUCGGCUGCGCUCAGUGCGACAAAACUUUCUCCACGCAGGCGAGCGCCAACCUGCACCAGCGCACACACAGCGGAGAGAAACCGUUCGUCUGCGAGGUCUGUGGGAAGAACUUCAGCGUGUCGCAGAACCUCGUCAGACACAAACGCGUUCACAGCGGAGAGAAACCGUUUGAAUGCGGCGUCUGCGGGAAGAGGUUCAGUCAGAACAACAACCUGAAGAGUCACCAGCUGGUUCACACCGGACAGAAACCGUUCAGCUGCUCCGCCUGCGGCCGCAGCUUCACCUCCAUGAGGAGCCUCAGGGAGCACAGGUGUGGAGGAGACACAGUCCUGCAGCUGGACAGACGAGGUCCAGACCCUCCUGGCACCAAGUCCCAGACCUCUCAGGGGUCUUAGACCCUCAGUCUGGAGGAGGUCUUUAGCUGUACCUGGUCCUGGUUGAAGUUCUCUCAGAUACAGACUGAGAGUUUGUUUUAAGACUCGAAGCUCAGUGUUGAUCAAGGUGCAGCAGGUGAGGAUGGAGAGAGAGAGAGAGAGAGAGAGAGAGAGAGAGAGAGAGAGAGAGAGGGAGCGCCCUCUGGUGGAGCAGCUCUGAAUGGUUUUUACACUGGCUCAUUCUCUGCUCAGAGCAAAGAGAAUUUUUUUUCUGUUGUUAAAAAUGAUUGAAUGUUUUUGUUCUGAUGAGCUAAGCUUCAAAUAAAACACGUCAACCUGUU